AUGGCUAGUAAUCAAGCAUCCGUCAAAUCGACCAAAUUAUCGGUCAAAAAUUUCAAACCCAAAGUACGAUUACCGGAUGCCGGCAAAGAGGAAUGGUGGAACCAAUUACGCGAAGCUGUGCGCGCAAUCCACAAUCGUUGUCCCAUUUCGUACAAUCGUGAGGAUUUGCAUAAAGCAGUUGGACAUAUGUGCACACACUCGCUAUCUCCUCGAUUAUACAACGAAUUGAAAAUUCAGUGUGAAGAAUACACUAAAGCAAGUCUUCAUCAGUUGAUAGAUGAUUUUAUGGAUGAAAUGGCAUAUUUGAUAAAAUUGAACUCACUUUGGAAAGAUCAUUGCAAUCAAAUGAUUAUGAUUCGUGGAAUUUAUCUCACUUUGGAUCGUACCUAUGUCAUGCAAAAUCCUUUAGUAUUAUCGCUAUGGGAUAUGGGAUUGGAGCUAUUUCGAAAAUUUAUUGUUAGCGAACAAACAGUCGAAAAGAAAACUAUUGACGGACUCCUGUCUUUAAUUUCUCGUGAAAGGAAUGGCGAGACUAUUAACAAGAGCCUAAUUAAAAGUCUUUUACGAAUGUUAAGUGAACUCCAGAUGUAUCAAUAUCAUUUUGAAAACAAAUUUCUACAAGUUACGGAGUCGCUAUACGCUACCGAAGGCCAAAAUUUUUCCCAAUCGCUAGAGAUUCCCGAUUAUCUUAGUUUCGUUGAUAAACGAAUAAAAGAAGAGAGUGAACGAUGUUUACAUUAUUUGGAACAUAGUACAAAAAAACCGUUGCUUACUUCCGUUGAAAAGCAAUUAAUUGAAUAUCGAAAAGAAAUGAUUAUAAAUAAGGGUAAGACCGAACUACUUGAUACUAAUCGGCUUGAUAAGCUAAAAUUGAUGUAUAGCCUACUAGCUAGAGUAAAUGGAGGAUUAGAUGAACUAUGUAAAAGAUUUAGUUUAUAUAUUCAGGAACGAGGAACUUCAAUGGUAAUGGAUACUGAGCGUGAUAAAACUAUGGUUACUGAACUAUUGGAUUUUAAAUCGAAAUUAGAUUCGGUGAUAGAACUAUCAUUUGACCAUAAUCCAAAGUUUAUUAACACUGAAAAGGAUUCCUUUGAGACUUUCAUAAAUAGGAGAACCAAUAAACCAGCGGAGUUAAUUGCAAAGUAUAUUGAUAUGAAAUUGCGAGCUGGUAAUAAGGAAGCAACGGAUGAAGAAUUAGAUAAAAUUCUUGAUAAAAUUAUGGUGAUGUUCAGGUUUAUUCAAGGUAAAGAUGUUUUCGAAGCAUUUUAUAAGAAAGAUUUAGCCAAAAGAUUACUAGUUGGCCGAAGUGCUUCUGUCGAUGCGGAAAUGUCGAUGCUGCUUAAGUUAAAACAGGAAUGUGGCGCUGGAUUUACUAGUAAGCUAGAAGGGAUGUUUAAAGAUAUUGAACAUUCGAAAGAAUUGAUGCCACAUUACAAGCAGUACUUAAAUAAUCAGAAAAUUGGCCAUAACUUGGAUAUGACAGUCAAUGUUUUAAUGACAAGCAAUUGGCCAACGUAUCAUCCAAUGGACGUUAUUCUGCCUGAGUACAUGAUUUCUUAUCAAAAGCAUUUUCAGCAAUUUUAUUUGUCCAAGCACAGUGGUCGUAAAUUGCAAUGGAUUAGUACGUUAGGACAUUGCGUUGUCGCAGCUAAUUUUCCUCUGGGAAAGAAAGAUAUUGUAGUGUCACUUUUACAAACUCUGGUACUGCUACAAUUUAAUAAAGAAGAUGAAAUCUCCUUCUUAGACUUAAAACAACGUACAGGCAUCGAUGACGCAGAUAUGCGACGUACUUUACAAUCUUUAGCUUGUGGAAAAGUUAGAGUCCUUCACAAAAAGCCCAAGGGUAAAGAAGUUGAAGAUAACGAUGUGUUCGCUUAUGUGUCAGAUUUUAAGCAUAAACAAUUUCACAUCAAAAUUAAUCAAGUGCAGAUGAAAGAAACAUUGGAAGAAAAUAUUAAUACGACCGAGCGUGUAUUUCAAGAUAGGCAGUAUCAGAUUGAUGCUGCGAUUGUGCGUAUUAUGAAAACUCGUAAAACUCUCAGUCAUGCUUUGUUGGUCACAGCGGUUUAUGAACAGUUGAAAUUCCCCAUUAAACCGUCGGAUUUAAAGAAAAGAAUAGAAAGUCUUAUUGAACGUGAUUACAUGGAACGUGACGAAGAUGACGCAUAUCAGUAUCACUACGUAGCUUAA
Molecule: messenger RNA, 2190 nt
Organism: Trichoplax adhaerens
Lineage: Eukaryota; Metazoa; Placozoa; Uniplacotomia; Trichoplacea; Trichoplacidae
Exons: 23
Coding region: 1-2190 (729 amino acids)
Biological process (GO): protein ubiquitination; DNA damage response; ubiquitin-dependent protein catabolic process
Cellular component (GO): Cul4-RING E3 ubiquitin ligase complex
Molecular function (GO): ubiquitin protein ligase binding
Source: RefSeq, a predicted model, not a curated record